AUGCAAGAAUAUUGCAUAUCAGACCGUGCGAAGAGGCAGAAGCUUGAAGAAAUGAAUGAGAAGAGGAAAUCAAGAAACAGCGAGAGGUCGCACCAGAAGCCAUGGCAUUCCGACCAGUCGAAGCAAAGAACUGUCAAUAGCGUCUCCGAGGAAGAGUCACGUGAAACCAGGCACCACAAGAACAAGGGCGGCAGAGACCAACGCGAAGACAGAUCUAGCCGCGAAGACAGAUCUAGCCACGAAGAUAGAUCUGGCCGCGAAGACAAGACCAGCCAUGAUAACAGGUCCAACCGUGAAGACAGAUACAAUCGCGAAGACCACUACCAGAAAGGCCGAAGAGAAAAGGGGGGCCGAAGGGAAAAAACACCAUUUUGCUAUUUCCAUGGGAAGGACCAAGGUCAUUGGACCAAUGAAUGCACAAUCACAAUUGAAACGAAGGCAGAGCUCGAACGCAAAAAUGCACAAUCAGCAAAACCAGUAAAUUACACUUCGCAACCACCGCAUCCAGUUCCUCUUCCACAAACCACCUGGACCCCAACACCAAAUUGGCCAGUAUCAUACCCAGUUUACAACUACAACCCAUCAUACACACCUCCAAUGUCAUUGCCUUCGCAACAAUCCAUGCCACCACCUUCGCACCAGUCGAUGCCGAUGCUACCCGCUCCGCAGUACGCCAACACAUGGUCAAGGAGCUCCACGCCUCUACCCCCACCACCGAAGAUUGAGCCAGGACAGAUACCGGAAAGAGCAGGCGACGGACCAUACGGCAGCAUGGUUAACAUCAUCAACGCCAUCUCCGGAGGAUCCAAUGAACCGGUUCAUGAGAUGAAGAGGCAACGUAAAGAAUACUUCAGAACUGUCUCUCAUGUGAGCGAAGGCAAAUGUUUUCGAACUCCGUGGUCGCAUGUCCCCAUAACUUUCACACAGGCUGAUCUUCGGCUGCAACACUACCCUCACAAUGAUCCCCUUGUCAUCAGAGCCAACAUCGGCAAGAAUUCAGUACACUUCGCAGGGAAUGAUGUCGGAAGGAUCUUGGUCGACAAUGGUAACUCCGCAGACAUUCUGGUAUGGCAAUACUUCGUCAAGAUGGGGUUCAUAGAGCAAGCUUUGAAGAAACCACAGUACCCUCUCAUUGGCUUCGGAGGCAAGAGAAUCGAGGCCCUCGGCAAGAUAGAGCUCAACGUCAUGUUCGGCGAAGGGGUCACGCAAAGAACAGAAGAAAUAACCUUCGAUGUGGUGGACAUCAAUUAUCCUUACAAUGCCAUCUUCGGCCGCAACACGCUGGUGAAGUUUGCAGCUGUAAUCCAUCAGCCAUAUCUAUGCAUGAAGAUACCUUCGGCAGGGGGAGUCGUGAUCGUCUACGACAAUCAAGAAGAAGCGUGCAGGUGCGAAGAUAACGCGUACAACACCAACAAGACUGUGCAUGCCAUUGAGGCGUCCGAAGAGGACACAAAAACAUUUGUUGCCGAAGACAUGCGAAGAGCUAAUAAAAACGAAGGGGUCUCACCAACAGAACAUACAAAGAAGGUACCAUUAUGCGAAGAUGUGCCUGAUCGUAUGGUGAUCAUCGGCAAAGAGCUCGAGGAGCACGAAGAGGCAAGACUCAUACAGUUCCUGAGGAACAAUCAAGACGUCUUCGCAUGGUCUUCGUUCGACCUGCGAGGAGUUAGUCGAGAAGUCAUUGAGCAUACGCUUACAUUCAACCUGAAGGCAAAACCGAUAAAGCAGGGGCAGAGGUCAAUGUCCGAAGAGAGGAAGAAAGCAGUGCAGGGUGAGGUGCAGAAGUUGCUAGACGCAGGUGUCAUUCGCGAGGUGCAAUACCCAGAGUGGCUGGCAAAUGUGGUCAUGGUACCGAAGAAGAAUGGGAAAUGGAGAAUGUGCAUCGACUUCACCAACCUCAAUAAGGCUUGUCCGAAGGAUGAAUACCCUUUGCCUCGCAUCGACACAUUGGUCGAUGCGGCGGCCGGCUCAGAAAUGCUGAGCAUGUUGGAUUGUUUCUCUGGCUAUCACCAGAUUUUCAUGAAUAAGGGGGACGAAGAAAAAACAAGUUUUACCACUCCCUUCGAGACAUACUGUUACAUUAGGAUGCCAGAAGGCCUCCGCAACGCAGGCUGUACAUUUAACAGAAUGAUCAAUAAGGUGCUCGGGGACCAGCUAGACAGAAACAUCUCCGCAUAUGUGGAUGACGUGGUCGUUCGGAGCAAGAAAAAAGAAGAUCACACAUAA
This is a messenger RNA of Panicum virgatum (switchgrass), 2226 nucleotides long. RefSeq lists its product as uncharacterized. The record is from RefSeq and is a predicted model, not a curated record. The transcript has a single exon. The coding region runs from base 1 to 2226 and encodes 741 amino acids. NCBI's taxonomy places the organism in Eukaryota, Viridiplantae, Streptophyta, Magnoliopsida, Poales, Poaceae.